This is a messenger RNA of Xenopus laevis (African clawed frog), 1847 nucleotides long. Its product is annotated as mas-related G-protein coupled receptor member D. Bases 245 to 1345 code for a protein of 366 amino acids. NCBI's taxonomy places the organism in Eukaryota, Metazoa, Chordata, Amphibia, Anura, Pipidae. The record is from RefSeq and is a predicted model, not a curated record. The transcript is spliced from 4 exons.
CUAUAGAGAGAACCUGCCAAGCCCUUUCCCAUUGAAGGAUUACUGAUCCAUGACCUUCUGAAACCUGAGAGAAAGGAAAUGAUGAACAGACAUGAUGAUGGACUGCUGGAGGUUGUUGGAGUUUAUGGAUCUUUUUUACUGUGCACAGAUUCAAGUGAAGUUGUCAGAUCCCGUGAGACUUGGAAAGGUACACGCUGCACAGAUUGCACCAAGGAGCACCCAAACCUAUGUCCUGUAGAGAUCCAUGGCUCAUGGCAGGUGCAUCAGAAGAUAUUUUAAGAGGUUACUGUUGAAGAAGAAAAUGGUAUUUAACGACACAAACACAACAUAUUUUAAUGAGACAAACUACUUCGAUGAACAUCAUGUUCCAGACAUUGUCAUACAUUAUACAAUAGCAGCUGCUGUUGCCAUGGGUAUCUGCCUGUUUGGAAUAGUGGGAAAUAUAAUAGUGUUUUGGUAUCUUUUCUUCAGGAUUCAGAGGAACAAAUACACAGUAUACAUUGUGAACUUAGCUGUAGCUGACCUGCUGUUACUCACAUUUAGUGCUGUGUUAAUGAUGGUCAAUAUAAACACAUUAGUUGGUAGCACCCCUGAAUUUGAAGGCACUGUUGGAUUUUUGACCUUCUUAGAAAUAAUGUAUGAUCUUUCUCAAUAUUCUGGAAUGUACUUUCUAACAGCUAUCAGUAUGGAAAGAUGCAUGUCUGUGCUUUUCCCUCUUUGGUAUCAUAAUCAUCGCCCAAAGAAACUCUCGACAAUAAUGUGUAUUUGCCUUUGGAUUCUUGGAUGCACAGAAAGUCUCAUUGAAAACUUAAUAUGCCCAUCAGAAGAUUUUCGGAAUCAAACACAGGCCUGUACAGGAGUAGAGAUUAUGACGUUUGCUUUAAGCAUUUUCAUCUGUCUGCCACUAAUGAUCCUUUCUAGUGUCACUCUGCUGAUUGCUAUAAAGAGGACCUUCAGAAACCGAUACCCACCAAGACUUUAUAUCAUCAUUAUUGCUGCUAUCUUUAUUUUCAUCUUGUCAGUGAUACCAUUCAACUUCCUCUGGUUUCUAAUGUACUUCAGACGUUUGCCUUCAAUACAAGAUACACUCAGUCUAUAUUUUGCCUCGAUAAUAAGUGUAGCUCUCAGUUCUACUGCCAAUCCAUAUAUAUACUUUAUUGUCGGAAGACUGUGGAAACAGAAAUCCAAUCAUUCAAUUCAUGAUGCUCUUCAUAGAGCCUUCAAGGCAGAAGAGGAUGAAAAGGAAGAUAUAAAAAUAAGUGAAGAAGAAAAGACUUCACCUAAUAGUGGUGAAACAAACAGCACUUCAUGUAACAGUGAUCAAACACAUGACAACAAUACAUAAAAUCUCUUGUGAGCAUGUGCCAUUAAGGUUUUUAAAACCUAGACAUAAAACAUUCGCAUACAUCCCAUUUUUUGUUAUAGAAAUGCAACGGAAAUGUACAGGAAAAUUGCAAAUUAAACAAAUAAUGUGGAAUAUCAUGAGAGUAAAUGAAGUAUUAAGAAUUUUUUUUUGUGAGUUUGAAAUGUGUAAAAUCAGAAAAUGUAUUCAGCCUAACCUUUUAGCCACUGGCCAUUACUAUAUUAUUAUAGUAUAAGGGCUGUUGUACAAUGUUAUCAGAACAGAAAAUGCAUGUAAAAAAUACAUUUAAUUUAAUCAAUUUAAGUUUUAUAUAUAUAUACACACACACACACAUACAGUAGCAGAAAUUAUACAUCAGUUUGGUGCACAUGGUAAAGUACUGAUUUGAGUGAAGACGUUGGGCCUAGAUACAUCAGUUUAUCAAAUCACUAUGCAAGUGUAAUUGAAAAUUGGAUACAAAUAAAAGCUGUAAGUUACCCUACAA